CAGGUAAAACCCCCUUGCAAAACCGCCCUACUCAUCAUCAUCAACAGCAUAAUCAUAAAAACGUGAAUAUUAUGGAACCCGCUGCUCCGGUGGGUGAAAUUCACGUAAUUGUGGGUCCCAUGUUUGCUGGUAAAACUACCACCCUUCUAAGGAGGAUUCAGACUGAGAGCACGAAUGGAAGAAGUGUUGCAGUAAUAAAAUCAAACAAGGAUACUAGAUAUGCAUUGGAUUCAAUUGUGACGCAUGAUGGAGAAAAAUUACCAUGCUGGCCAAUGGCGGAUCUUUCAUCAUUCAGACAGAAACUUGGUCCUGAGGCAUAUGAUAAGCUAGAAGUAAUUGGUAUAGACGAAGCACAGUUUUUCGAAGACCUUCAUGAUUUCUCGGAAGCUGCUGACCAUGAUGGCAAGACUGUAAUAGUUGCUGGGCUGGAUGGGGACUAUUUAAGGAGAAGUUUUGGGUCCGUUCUUGAAGUUAUACCCCUUGCUGACUCUGUAACCAAGUUAACUGCUCGGUGUGAGCUCUGUGGUAAACGUGCUUUCUUUACAUUGAGAAAGACAGAGGAGACUGAAACAGAACUAAUUGCUGGCGCUGAAGUAUAUAUGCCCGUUUGUCGAAAACAUUAUGUUAGCGGACAAGUGAUCAAAGAAGCAGCAAAGAAGGUCCUCGAAUCUGAACCGGUUCCAUGUGCUGCAGUUUUAUAGUCCAAAGCUGCUCGUAUCUCAGCCCAGAAAUAUCAAAUCUAUAACUCAAAGUUGAGUGUACCCUCUCUGGUCCUAGAACGAACAGAUACAUCU
Coffea arabica (coffee) is the source of this 794-nucleotide messenger RNA. Lineage: Eukaryota; Viridiplantae; Streptophyta; Magnoliopsida; Gentianales; Rubiaceae. The record is from RefSeq and is a predicted model, not a curated record.